Nicotiana attenuata is the source of this 2271-nucleotide messenger RNA. Its product is annotated as 4-coumarate--CoA ligase-like 9. Bases 387 to 2036 code for a protein of 549 amino acids. NCBI's taxonomy places the organism in Eukaryota, Viridiplantae, Streptophyta, Magnoliopsida, Solanales, Solanaceae. The record is from RefSeq and is a predicted model, not a curated record. Gene Ontology annotation, molecular function: CoA-ligase activity. The transcript is spliced from 6 exons.
GUACUCUUCUUCUCGAAAUUUAAUACCUUACCUGUACAAAGAAAAAACAAAUCAGAAAACCUCAUCAUAUAUAAUUCUCGUCAAGCCUGCCCUUGCUCCCUGUCAAUCUCGUCGGCUUCUGACUUCUUUUCUCACUUCAACUCGACGAAAACAUUGUUCAAAGCUUUUCCUUUUUAUAGUAAUAAUGCUGCAAUAAUUUCAGAUUCGAGCGGUGAAAUCCUAAUACUUACAUAUAUUUUUGAGAAAAAACUGUUUAUAUUAUAUUAUAUUUUUAUUUAUUACUGCAAUAAUUAUUAGUUGCAAAUCUUUUCUGUAAUACACUUCCUCUUCUUCCUUCAUAUUGCUUAACUAAAAACACAAAGUUCAAAACAGAUACAAUUUUCCAUAUGGAUCCAAGGAAUGGCUAUUGCCCACAAACUAAAACUUUCCAUAGCCUAAGACAACCAGUCCCAUUGCCACCGUUAACGGAGCCUCUCUCUAUCAUCCAAUACACCCUCUCUCUUCUCAACUCACCGACCACCGGAAUCAAUGUCAACGCCACCACUUUCCUUAUUGACGCCACCACCGGCCACCGUCUCUCUUACGCCGACUUCCUUCAAAAAAUUCAAUCUCUUGCUUCUUCUAUCCAAGCCCGUUUUCCUUCCCUUUCUAAAAACGAUGUCGCCUUUGUUCUCUCCCCUCCUUCACCCCAUAUUCCAAUUGUAUACUUCGCACUCCUCUCUUUAGGGAUUGUUGUUUCUCCAGCUAAUCCACUGUCUUCCACUGCCGAGGUAACUCACAUGAUUCAGCUGUGUAAACCCGCCAUUGCUUUCGCAGCUUCUUCAACUGCCGUUAAACUGCCGUCGCUUCCCCUUGGCACUAUUCUACUCGAUUCCCCUGAAUUUGUCUCUAUGAUUCAAGCUCCCGUUUCUACUCAAAUAUCUUAUCCAGUUAUUCACCAGUCGGAUUCGGCAGCGAUUCUUUACUCAUCUGGAACUACUGGAAAAGUAAAAGGUGUUGAGUUAACUCACCGGAAUUUAAUCGCGUUAACAACCGCUUUGUAUUACAGCAAAUUCAAUAAUGUUGCGGAUGAAGGUGAAAAGGCGGAGCAAGAGGUGUCGUUCAUGACGUUGCCGAUGUUUCACGUGUUUGGAUUUUUUAUGCUUAUUAGAUUAGCGGCGUUAGGGGAGACGGUGGUGAUUAUUGAGAGAUUUGAUUUCGAGAAGAUGUUGGCGGCGGUAGAGAAGUACAAAGUUACGUACAUGCCGGUGUCGCCGCCGCUGGUGGUGGCAAUGGCGAAGUCGGAUUUGGCGUUGAAGCAUGAUCUCAGCUCACUGAAGCUGCUGGCGUGCGGCGGAGCGCCGCUGGGGAAGGAGGUGGCAGAGCGGUUUAAGAGCAGGUUCCCUAACGUGGAGAUAAUACAGGGAUAUGGUCUGACCGAGACUACUGGAGGAGCAACAGGGAUGAGUGGCCCUGAGGAAUCAGACCGGUAUGGGUCUGCUGGUCGCCUUGCUGUGAAUGUGGAAGCUAAGAUUGUUGAUCCUGAUAAUGGAGAGACCUUACCUCCUGGCCAGCGUGGAGAGCUUUGGAUACGUGGGCCAACAAUCAUGAAAGGCUAUGUUGGAGAUAAACAAGCAACCUCAGCAACACUCGAUUCAGAAGGUUGGCUGAAAACUGGUGAUCUCUGCUAUUUUGAUACAGAUGGGUUUCUAUAUGUUGUCGAUAGGUUAAAAGAACUGAUAAAGUACAAGGCGUAUCAGGUUCCCCCUGCUGAACUUGAACAUUUGCUUCAAUCAAUUCCUGAUGUUGCUGAUGCAGCAGUUAUUCCAUAUCCUGAUGAAGAAGCAGGGGAGAUUCCUAUGGCUUAUAUAGUCAGAAGACCAGGAAGCACUAUUAGUGAGUCACAAAUUAUAGAUGUUAUCGCAGAACAGGUUGCACCAUACAAGAAGAUACGGCGUGUUGCAUUCAUCAACGCAAUACCAAAAUCUCCAGCAGGAAAGAUUUUGAGAAGAGAACUCGUUAAUCAUGCCUCUAGUGGUGCUUCUGCAAGAUUAUGACGGAACAAUUACAUAUAUCUACAUAAUUUUAAUUACCAGUUCAAAUAUUAAUGUAUAAUAUGUUGUUUUAAGUCUUCCACGUCACCUUACUGCUUCAAUGUAUUUUCCUAUGAAGCUCAUAAUUUAAAUUACCAGAUGUUUUUAAGUUUUAUGCAGCAAUAAUUCACAGGAAGAAAAGUGCCUUCUUUUGAUGUCAUGGAUGGGGUGAUCAAUAGUUAUUUCUUUAUUCUCUAUA